AUGCAUAACCCCCCUUUCCAUAACUUCCUCCUAGCGGGACCAGGAAUGUACACGUUCUUGAACAUGCACGUCCCACCUCAUCAGUACAUCAUAUCCCGAGACCAGGUCAAGUCCUUUGUCCAGUACGAUGCCAAGUUGCAUUCUGGCGAAGACAUCGCACUAGCCUCAGCUAUGACAAAUGGCUCUAUCAAGGUCAACGGACCCACCUGUGACCGCCUCGUUCCUGGUAGGCGACUGACAAAGAGCCCGUCAUCACUCCAGAUGUCGUCCAACUGGCUGUCGAAGCCCCACGCGACCCUGGUGAUGGUUGCUGGUUGGACACACAUAAGGCCUGAGCUCAUUGACAAUACGUUGUGGGACAUGCUUGAGUAUUCCCACCAGCAUGAUGAGGCUAUUAAGGCUCGUAAGGAAAGGCGAGGAAUUUCGAAGGUUAUCAUACCAAUCAUACCUGUACCCGCACCACUUCUCAUCCUAAUGCACCUUCUUGCCCCACAUGCAGCCAGUUCCAGCCAAGCCGGCACCCUAACCAUCCCAGACGGCGAUGUACAGAUGGAGGCUAUUGAGACCCAGAUCAAGCGAGGGGAGAAGGAGGGAUCAGCCAACAGAAAGGGCAAAGGAUGCAAAAAGUAA
Suillus bovinus is the source of this 630-nucleotide messenger RNA. RefSeq lists its product as uncharacterized. NCBI's taxonomy places the organism in Eukaryota, Fungi, Basidiomycota, Agaricomycetes, Boletales, Suillaceae. The record is from RefSeq and is a predicted model, not a curated record. The transcript is spliced from 2 exons. The coding region runs from base 1 to 630 and encodes 209 amino acids.